CUUAGGUUGAAUCCGUCAGUGUGUCAGUCAGGGGGAGUAGAGUCUAAGUGGUAAGGAGUGGAACCGAUUGACUGGUUGUGCACCAAUCACCAUGGUUGACACCCGUAGUGGGAAGAGUACUGCCCCCUCCGAGGCCGAGCAGGCCCGGAUUGCCGCCCUUUUGAGAGAGAGAAAAGAGAAGGAGCUCCUGAAACAGGCGAAGCUAAAGGCUAUCACAGAGGAGCAGGCGGCGGAGAAGAAGAGAUUGGAGGAGGAGAUGUUGAGGUUUAAGAAGGAGAAGAUGAUGUUGUUAGAACGAGAGGAAGAAGAGAGGAGAAAGGUUGCGGAAGAGGAAGCAGCAACAGGGGAAGAGGAAGAAGAAGAAGAAGAGCCCCUUGAAAGAAGACGUGGAGAAGGGAGAGGGGAGACAAGAGGCACAAAGGGAGAGGACGCGUGGACGGAGAAGAAGAUAACUGAGUGGGUGGCUAAUUUAUCGUUAGGGGAGGAUGAGGAGGCACAACUAUAUGUGCCGCAAGACGAGAAGGAAGCGUUUGCCAGGGAAUUGGAAACGAUAGAAGAUCCCUUGGAACGCCAGACGACAGAGGACGAGAAAAAGUUGGAGUGGAAACUGAGAAUGAUGAGGGAGAAGGAGAGGAGGAGAGAGGAGGCCAAUAGGGUGGCGAAAGAAGUUGAGAAGAUUCAAGCCUGUAGAGAGGAGGUGCAGGCACAAGCUGAGGUCCCUGCCAAAUUAGACAAGAUCCUGGGGUACCUAGAAGUCUUGAGCAAGGCUUGGGUAGAGGAACAUCAGGUCGUCAAGGGUCAAGAUGUGAUCCUGCACGCCAUCCGAUCUGGGCUUAGGGAGUUUGCGCGCGACGUGGUGACUCACGUUGGGACCGAGGUCAAAAAGAUGAAGGAAAGCGCACAACAGUUCUGUGCUGGCACCAUUGAGGGCGCCAAAGUAGUGGCUGCGGCAGAAGCCGAAGCAGGUCCCCGCAAGGACCCAGUAAAGCUCAAAUUUCCUGACGCAUACGGCGGGAAGGAGGAGGAGAAUUUUGAUAACUGGGAGGCUAGUGUUAAUAGCUAUGUGUACCUACAUCACAUCUUGUCCGAGGAACAAGUCCUCGUAGCCUUCCAGGCCCUGAAAGAUGAAGCUGCCAGUUUUGCUACGUCCCUCGCGCGCGCAGCCGGUUGUGAAAACAACAUGGUUGCAUACUCAAAGAUCACCUCACUUCCCCAGUUCCUCAAACUCCUUAAAAAGCGAUUUGCUGAUCCCGCGAGAGGCGUCAGAGCCUCUGAUAAGCUUCAGACCAUUCACUUGCGGCAGUGGAGGAGUGUGAAAAUUGUCAUGGAUGACUUGGUGGUCGUCCCGGAUCAUGGGGUCACAGAGACCCAAUUGGUCCAGUUAUUUAAUCGUGCCAUGCCAGAGCCCCUGAGAGGGCACUUUUUCGACAAGACCCAACAGCCCAACAUCACGUAUGAUUCGUUGAGUAGGGAAGUGGUCUUGUUUGAGGCCAAGUCUAUGCCAGUUUCCACUUUCUGGCACAAAGACUUGGACAAUGGCAAAAAGUGGAAAGGUUGUACCAUCUCAGGCCAGGUCAAGGCCAAGGAUCAUCUGAUCCGUACUUUAGACGAAGGUGGUACUGACGAGGUCCCAUACAGAGAUAAGAAGGAUGAGGCGCUUGACACUUGGUUGAGAACGGUUCCACUGUGGGUCAGGGCUAAGAGGAUGCUGGUAGAGGAGGAGGUGAUAACUGUUGCAUCCUACUUAGAGGGUUCAGCAACUCUCUGCCUUAAUGGAUUGGUGGCUUCCAAGGGUUUCGGCAAGAACAUGGGUGAUUGGGCGAAGACGCACACCCUGGAGAGCUUUAUGGACUUGGUAGAGGCGUGGUGGCACCACCCUCAGCAGGCGCAGAUAGCCACUGAUGGGUUAUUGGAACUUGAUGCUAGGAACAUGCAAACAGCAGCUGGUGCAGGGGUACAAUCUGCUGUGAGGGCAGCACAGACAUUCGGGAGUGAGCGAGUGAGUGGAAUAGGAGGAGGAAGACUCCAGGCGAAACUAUAUGGGGAUGAAACGGAUGCCUCCACAAAUAUCGAGAAAAACGAAGUGGAUGCACAGCAGUUUAUCAAGGAAUGGAGUAAUCCUAUGUGUGCAAGUGUGAGAUGCUCGUAUGAACCAAUUCUCUAUGCUGAUGUUGAGACAGACUCAAGGGCUAUAGUAGUGCAUCCUUUCGAUGACAUCUUAUGUUCAGCAGACAGCCAUGGGAGGAUCAGGUUAGGGGGAACCGACGCCCGGAGCGGAACGGCGUGUGGGACACAAAGGGAACGGGGGGAGCCGGAGACCGCCGCAAGGCGGAAGGACGGCAGGAGCACCAAGGGAGGAUGUGGUACAAGAGGGGCAGGAGUGUCGGGGACCACAUGGGAUCGGAAGACGAGGCGGUACCGGCAGGACAAAGAGCCGGGGACCAUGCGGGACCAGGGGACGGCGUGGUGCCGGCAGGGCRAAGUGCCGGGAACCGCGUGAGACCAAGGGAAAGACGUAAUGCAGGCGGGCCGAAGUGCGAGGGACCACGUGGGCCUAGAUAAAAUGGCGGCACCCGC
This is a messenger RNA of Chara braunii, 2577 nucleotides long. The record is from the annotation of a GenBank genome assembly. NCBI's taxonomy places the organism in Eukaryota, Viridiplantae, Streptophyta, Charophyceae, Charales, Characeae.